Andrographis paniculata is the source of this 1533-nucleotide messenger RNA. RefSeq lists its product as uncharacterized. Bases 41 to 505 code for a protein of 154 amino acids. The record is from RefSeq and is a predicted model, not a curated record. Gene Ontology annotation, cellular component: nucleus. Lineage: Eukaryota; Viridiplantae; Streptophyta; Magnoliopsida; Lamiales; Acanthaceae. The transcript has 3 exons. Gene Ontology annotation, molecular function: ATP hydrolysis activity.
UUGAUUUUCGUCUAUUUGUUUUGUUGUUUCACUCGAAGAUAUGAGAGAUGAUAUGAGAGCCAAAAUGAAAUCUUGGCACCACAAUUUGGAACAGAAGUGGCUGAGGAUUGAGACUCGAUCGUUGGGCCAUGGAUGGAAGGGUGGUGAGAUAGGUGUUGGUUUUGGGGAUGAUGAAUCAAAUACAAUUUUGAGGGGGAGGACUUGGAUCGAACCCGAAAAAUCUUCAGCUCACUCUUGGCUACGAAAUCUCGAAAUCAUCCAGCAGUGGUGGCCGUUCGACAAAGAUCUCCUUCGUCAGUUCGAUUUCUUGGAUGAACAAGGAACGUGGAUCAUAAUCUACAAUAUCCGGGAAGACGACGAGGGAUCGCCUGAAUUAGAUUUCGACACAGUUGAACACAUUUUAUCGUCGGUACGCCGUCCAGGUAGAAACGACAGCAGAGGAGUCGUCGGUAUGCUGUCCAUCCCUAUCGUUGGGUCGAACACAUUUUAUCAUCGGUCAUGUUAACAUUGGUCGUCUUUCAGGUGUCAUCGAAGCGAACUUUGUCGAGCCGGCGCACGAUAAACAGGGAUUCGUGCGAACGACUGCCCGGUCUCGGCUUGAGUCGAGACUUAUGUCCAACCAGAAAAACUACUGGUUUCUCACCUUGCUCAAAGUUCACUUUGAUUCUGUUCAAACUGCCGGUUUCGAUUUUUAUGGUCGAUUUUUACGCUUUCUGCAGGUCCCUAAAUUGUCAUCUCAUCAGCUAUGCUCAGCGGCACGGACCUGAGAAAUGUGCUUCACCCGAGCCAGCUAUCAAAUUUCUUCAUUCAUUUGAGUGGACUGAUCGACGCUGGAUUUGGAGAGAAGACAUCUUUCUUGUUCGGACCUGUGUUGAUGGUGACAGAUUUAGGAGGGCUAACAAUUUUCGUAAACCCUACGGAUUGACUCAUCCAAUUAAGAAAAAAAAAAAGGAUAACAUGCCAGGACGGAUGAGCCUUUUUCUCGGACGGACCUCAAGUAUUGCCUCGAGGAACCCCACGAAGCUGUUUGGAUUGAUGCACCGGAAGAUGAUUCUGUUCUUGAGGGAUCUUCUUAGCUAGUAGGUAACAAGUUGUAAUUUUGUGGGAUCAUAGUCAUUGUUUGUACUUAAUUCAACAUUGGAAAGGAGGGUACAUUCUAAGUUCAAUAGGGUUUUGAUUUUUCAUAGUCGACCUACAGAUUGUAAGUAUUUUGUUUGUCCAAAGCACACCAAUUACGCAAAGGGGGCAUUGAUUUUCCGAUUGAUUGACACUUGCAAGUAUGGAUUUGAAUUGUUUCUAACCUCAAUAUUUAUAUAUAUUCUCAUGGGUAAAAUGAUUCAUGUGCGCAAAUGAGACAUCCUAAAUUUUGUAUUCACUGGCUAAGUUAAUUUGCUUGAUUGGUAAGUAAGUUAUGGAUGAUUUUCGCAAGUGCUUUUGUGUGGAUAUGCAUAAGAAAAAAAGCUUCGGCUAAAUGUGUUUUAUAUGUUUGAGUGUGUGGUUUAAUCUACCAAUAGUACUCAUUCCUAUGAUUCU